Cryptosporidium ubiquitum is the source of this 546-nucleotide messenger RNA. RefSeq lists its product as uncharacterized. Gene Ontology annotation, cellular component: cytoplasm; prefoldin complex. Lineage: Eukaryota; Apicomplexa; Conoidasida; Eucoccidiorida; Cryptosporidiidae. The record is from RefSeq and is a predicted model, not a curated record. The transcript is spliced from 3 exons. The coding region runs from base 1 to 546 and encodes 181 amino acids. Gene Ontology annotation, biological process: tubulin complex assembly; protein folding; microtubule-based process. Gene Ontology annotation, molecular function: tubulin binding.
AUGAUUUCUGAUCUGAUAAUUAAGGAUGAAGUUGGACCGGGAAACGUUCCCAAAGCUUUAUUUAUUUCAUCAAUUGAAGAAUUUGUUGGUGACAGAUCGAUUUAUACCAUAUUGGAAAACAUUCAGUUACUUAAUAGGAAGUAUAAAAUUAUGGAAAGUUCAAUAAAAACCCAGCAAGAGUGUCUUGUUGUAAAAAUUCCGGAUAUUGAAUUAGCAAUGGAAACAGUUUCUCAAAGAAGAAAACUACUGGAAAAUAAUCUUCAUAAGAAUGAAUUAUACUUUCCUGUUGCCGAUAAUUUAUUUGCAAAAUGUUCUUCUCCCCCAUCAAAUACAAUUUAUCUCUGGCUUGGUGCAAACACCAUAUUAGAGUAUUCAUUGGAAGAGGCGAUGGAAGUAUUAAAAAGUAAUCUUUCCACCGCAAAAAACACGAUAAAACUAUACCAGGACUCCUUAGAUUUCAUUAGAGAACAAAUUACUAUAAUGGAUGUAAACACUGCGAGAGUCCACAAUUAUGGUGUGAUGCAAAGAAAACAAAGUAAAAAAUGA